Rhipicephalus microplus (southern cattle tick) is the source of this 2029-nucleotide messenger RNA. RefSeq lists its product as uncharacterized. The record is from RefSeq and is a predicted model, not a curated record. NCBI's taxonomy places the organism in Eukaryota, Metazoa, Arthropoda, Arachnida, Ixodida, Ixodidae.
GGACGUACAAGCAUCGAUCUUGUUAGAGCAAAUCGAAAAUUUCCAGAAGGUAAAGCCUACGUGGUCGGAAUUGACAGUACGCCACGCAGUUGUACUGCGAAAUCUCUCAACGCGAGCGUACGAGCAUAUGAGGACCGAAGGCAUACUUCGCCUUCCAUGUCGAAGCACGUUGGAACGUUUCAUGGGGUCAUCACGUGGAGAAGUAGGAGUGACCGACCUAGUGAAGCAGAGGCUGUUUGCGGAGCUGACUUCCCACACUACGUCCCAGAGUAGAACGUGUUCGCUGAUCAUUGAUGAAAUGAGAGUGAAGCAGCGGCUUCUCUAUGUAAAGCAGAGGGAUGCGUUCAUCGGCGAAGUGGACUAUGGACAAGGCAUCCCUGUGGAAGCAGCAGAUGAGCCAGUGCUGGCCAACUCACUUUUGUGCUUCAUCUUGAGUGGCCUGUCGACACACUUUAGGAUACCAGUGGCAUAUUUUUUCACGAAAAAUUGCAAAGGCAAGGAGCUACACUUGCUCAUGCGCCAGGUACUGAAGGAAGUCGAAGCCGUUGGCUUUGCUGUGGUGAGAGUCGUUACGGACAAUCACCGGAUUAAUGUUAUGGCAUUUAAACUGCUGUGCAACGGAACUUUGAGGCACGUCAUGCCACACCCUGAAAAUCCUGACCGCAAGCUUUUUUUGGCGUUUGACCAAUGUCACUUGAUCAAAAAUGUGCGGUCACAGUUUUUGGCUCGUGACCUCGGCAAAGACGGAGCUAUCACGUCAGAACACGUGAAGAACCUGUACAAAAUGCAGCAAGACAGCAUUGUGAAGCCAGUGAGAUUCUUGACAAGGAAGCAUGUAUUUCCGAGUAACCUGGAAAAAAUGAAUGUGAAAAGAGCCGUCCAACUGCUGUCCCCUGCCGUUACUGCAGCCCUCAAGCUUCUGAAGGAGCAGGCGGGGCACACCUGCGAUGCAAGUUUUUUGGAAGUUGACGAAACGGUUGAGUUCAUGGAGACUGUCUAUCGGUGGUUUCUGUUGAUGGAUGUGAGCAACUGCUCCCAACACAUCCACCAAAACAACCCAGACUCCAGGCAGUUUGACUCUGAGAGCGAUGAGCGCCUGGAGUGGUUAGAGACAACCUUCAUAGACUAUCUUUCUACUAUGAAACACCAAUGCCUUGCAAAGAACUUCUUGACAAAGGAAACAUACCAAGGCUUGGUCAUGACCACACAUUCUAAUGUCGAGUGCGUUCGGUAUCUGUUGACAGAGAGUCAUUUUCUUUUUGUGCUGACCAGGAAAAUGUCUUCUGACCCCAUUGAGUCGUUCUUCGGGUGGCUGAGAAAGUCAGCAGGGAGCAACGACCAAACAGAUGCCAGAGCUGUUCUGUCUGGAAUCGAGAAAAUGUUGAAAACGGGCAUUGCUUCCAAAUCUGACUGCAGUAAUGUCAUCUCUGUGGAAAACAGCAAUUCUUUGCCGGCAAUGCUGCGAGAUCAGCCAGUCAUUGCUGUGCAGGCUGCGGAACAUUUCCCGAGGGAAGCGUUAAUAGCGCUAUCAGAGAACCUGAGCGAGGGCAACGAACUACUUCCGACGCCAGAUAUAGCGGCUCUAGCUAUGGUCGGAGGCUACCUGGCAAGAGCCAUAGGUGAGAGGACCUCCUGCGAAGAGUGCUUGAGCCUGCUGACAAAGCCGGGUUCUUCAGGGACGUCAGAUGCCCUGAUCAAACAUCAAGACAGGGGCGGGCUCCUCUACCCAUCUGGAGAGUUGCUACACGUUCUCUACUGCCUGAGAAAGUACAUUGAGGUUGUGCUAGCGAAAAGAAGACACCUGAAGCACCCGCUCAAAGAGGCCGUGGACAACGCUGCCAAUGUACUUCGCGAGCGCAAUCUUCUCGUGUGUACAAUGCCUGGGCACCAUGAAAAGCUCCUGGAUGUGCUGCUCACAAAGUUCUUCCGUCCCAUUUUCACGAAUUUUGCAAUGAAAGUGACGGACAAGCAUGACUUUUUGAAGGUCUUCGAAGUGAAGCCACUUUCGCGAAAAGUGCUAAAAUUGUGA